AACCCUACGAGCCGAGUUAAGGUGCAGUGUGAACAGGGAAUCGGAAAUCCGGAUCGUCGACGACGAAGAAGAAUUCGAGUCGCGCUCGAGGUGGACCUCCUCUGCCUCUGCCUCUGCCAUCGCCAUCGCCAUCCCUCGCUCGCUCGCUCGCUGCUUCUUGUGCUGCCUGUGCUCGACGCCAGACCGAGGCCAUGGCCUCGACGACGAGUGCCGCCUGCUGCGUUUCGUCCGCGUUUGCUUCCGCCGCCGCACAGGCCGUGCCGAAGAAUGGCGCCCUGGCGAUGACUGCAAUUCCGCCCCGGUCCAAUUCCUCUCGUUUGCGUUUAGAUUGUCGAGAGUCGAGCAGGGUUCAGUCGGUGGUCGUCGCACGUCCAAAAUUCGUGCCGUCGAGUGUCGCUGUCCGAAGAACCAAGAAAUUUCUGGCGGGAGUGGUCGCAAUGGCAACUGCUGAGACAGUUGAGAAAAAUGCAUUGGACGAAUCGUCGUCCUUCACCCCCUCGAAAGUGGACCUUCUUGUCGUGGGACCCGGAGUUUUGGGAAGUUUGGUUGCACAGCAAUGGUUCAAGGUGAACGAGGGAGAGUGCAACGUUGUUGGUCAGACAAAUAGUACGAAUCGCCAUGAGGAGCUGCGGAGCCUUGGCAUUAUACCUGUCGCCAAAGAUGCCAGUAAGGGGGAGAAAUUCCCAAAUGUGAUAUUCUGUGCUCCUCCUUCAGGGAGUGCAGAUUAUGCUGCUGAAGUCAGGGCGGCCGCCGAGAGAUGGAAUGGAGAAGGAUGUCUGCUAUUUACGUCCAGCAGUGCCCUGUAUGCCGUUAGCGACAACGGUGUCUGUGACGAGGAGACUGCUCCCAUAGUCCCGAAAGGAGCUGGACCCCGUACUGAUAGAUUGCAUGGAGCAGAGGAAGAGGUCCUGAAGGUCGGAGGCAAUGUUGUUAGACUGGCCGGACUAUAUACUUUGGAGCGGGGAGCUCAUAGCUAUUAUCUUAGCCAAGGGACCAUAGCACAACGACCUGACCACAUAGUGAAUCUCAUCCAUUACGAGGAUGCGGCUUCUCUUUGCGUAGCCAUCUUAAGGGCUGAACACCGAGGUCAAAUUUUUCUUGGAUGUGAUAAUCAUCCAGUUUCAAGGCAGGAAAUUAUGGAUGCUGUUAACAAAAGCGGAAAGUAUGAUAAGAAGUUCGAAGGAUUCACAAGCUCUGAGGGACCCUUGGGAAAGAGAAUGAACAACAAUCGAACAAGACGGAUGACUGGCUGGGAACCGAAGUAUGAGAGCUUCCCCAGCUUUUUGGGGGUCACCUUGUGAUAGAAAUUGUUGAUUUGCCCGAGUACAAUCUGUAAAUCAGUCACAUUCGUCUGUAAAUUACAGUCAACUGUAUUUAUCUAGGGCUCGGCUCAUGGAUAUACGUGAGGAGGUUGUAACAUUUCCAGAUAACAUGUCAAUAUUUCACAGCUGAUCCGGCUUAUCAAUUACGUUGGUGGAUGGAAUCGAGUCCUACUUUUACCUCACUCCUUUG
Marchantia polymorpha subsp. ruderalis is the source of this 1512-nucleotide messenger RNA. Lineage: Eukaryota; Viridiplantae; Streptophyta; Marchantiopsida; Marchantiales; Marchantiaceae. The record is from the annotation of a GenBank genome assembly.